Messenger RNA from Lycium barbarum (goji berry), 1319 nucleotides. RefSeq names its product small ribosomal subunit protein mS78 (rPPR3a)-like. The record is from RefSeq and is a predicted model, not a curated record. NCBI's taxonomy places the organism in Eukaryota, Viridiplantae, Streptophyta, Magnoliopsida, Solanales, Solanaceae. The annotation marks the transcript as partial. The transcript has a single exon. Gene Ontology annotation, molecular function: protein binding. Gene Ontology annotation, cellular component: chloroplast.
GCAAUCAAAUGUCCACUUCUCUCCGGCGUCUUCACCAAUAACCACAAAGCACCCACCAUUACUCGUUCAACACCCACCACCCAAGCAAUUGUAGACUCCUUCAAAAUAUCAUCAGAAUGCCCCAACUUCCGACGCGAAUGCUUCCAUUACGAAACCGCCAUUCGCCAACUUAUCAAAGCCAAACACUUCUCCGGCAUCAUAGACAUCAUCGAACAUCAAAAAAGAUACCCAGAUAUCCGUAACGAGUCUUUUGUCAAAAUGUAUACUCAUGCACGUCAACUGUUCGACGAAAUGCCUCAACUAAAUUGUCCCCGCACUGUCUUUUCCUUCAAUGCCCUUCUCGAAGCGUAUCUUAAAUCGGAGAGAUAUAAUAAAAUUGCUGACUUGUUUCGUGAAUUGCCAACGAAAUUGUCCAUUGAGCCUGAUAUAGUAUCGUAUAACACCGCGAUUAAAGCCUUGUGUAAGGUUGGUUCGUUGGAUUCUGCUGUGUAUUUGAUGGAUGAGAUUGAAAAUCAUGGGAUUAAGCUGAAUACUGUGACUUGUAACACGUUAUUAAGCGCGUUUCAUGAAAAUAAAAGGUUUACUGAAGCUGAAAGUUUGUGGAUCAUGAUGGAAAAGAGAAAUAUUGUCCCUAAUCUAUGCAGUUAUAAUAUUAAAUUAAUUAGUUUGGUUAAAGCUAACGAGGUUUCAAAGGCGAUUCAGUUCUUCGAGGAGAUUGUUAGUAAGGGUUUCAAACCGGACCCGUUCAGUUAUAGUGCUAUGAUAAAAAUGUGUGUGAGAGUGAGGAACCUGGAGGAUGCUAAAAUGUGGUAUGAGAAGAUGAUGCAAAGUGGAUGCCUUCCGGAUUAUAAAUUGUUUACGACGCUUACUACUUUUGCUUGUAGCGCCCACGAUUUUGAUUUUGCACUACAUUCACGCAAAGGUAUUCAUAAUAAUGUAAUGCAGAGGGUUGUCAAUGGCUUGGUUGAGCAUUCUAAGGUUGAAAAUGCGAAAGAGCUGGUUAAGUUGGCCGAGUCUUACAAGAGCUUCCAUUACGAGCUUUCUUUGCCUUUGCAUAUCUAGUUGUUUCAGCUAUGUUUAACUCUUUUGAUAGUUUAUUUGAGCUUGUAACAAGCUUGAUCUUGCCUUUAUAUGAAAUGGUGAAAGGUCUGAGGAAUAUGCUCUGUAGAAAAUUUAGGUUGUUGCAUUUAGGUGAAGUAUGUUACAUUUUGACUGUUAACAUGCAAUCAAAUAUGAGGAUCUAAACAUCGGUUGUGGUUCCUAUAGUUCUCUUGAAAUAGUAAUAAAUACUAGUAGCUUGGAUGUCGAGAUUCUGUGGA